This is a messenger RNA of Elgaria multicarinata webbii, 7475 nucleotides long. It is a transcript of the gene SLC38A5, whose product is annotated as solute carrier family 38 member 5. The record is from RefSeq and is a predicted model, not a curated record. Gene Ontology annotation, biological process: L-histidine transmembrane transport; serine transport; glycine transport. Gene Ontology annotation, cellular component: plasma membrane. The coding region runs from base 215 to 1669 and encodes 484 amino acids. Lineage: Eukaryota; Metazoa; Chordata; Lepidosauria; Squamata; Anguidae. Gene Ontology annotation, molecular function: L-glutamine transmembrane transporter activity; glycine transmembrane transporter activity. The transcript is spliced from 16 exons.
UUAACCCAGCGUCUUUUCCCAGAGACACUUCACUAGUUGGUGUGGGGAAGCCCAUCAAACUCCGAUUCUUCUCCAAAAAGACCCACAGAGGGUGUGCUGCUGUUCCAGGUGCAUUGCUGCUACUGCUGUCCCAUUUGGUGAUUUACCCCAGUCAGUUACACGCACACACAGACACACACCAACAUACAUACACGCUGACUGAGGAUUAUCCAGGAUGGAGCUGCAGAAGAUGGGAGAAGACAUGGGCACUGAGAGGCUCAAUGGGACCAUACCUGAUAAUGACAAGGCUGCUGUGCUGGAGGACGGCUAUGAGGAAGAUGAGCAUGUUUUGACGGAGCAAGAGGAGUUCCUGCCCCACAUCGCUAGCAAGAAAUUGAACCAGUUCACUGACUUUGAGGGGAAGACUUCAUUUGGGAUGUCCAUCUUUAACCUGAGCAACGCCAUCAUGGGCAGCGGCAUCCUUGGUCUCGCCUAUGCCAUGAGGAACACUGGAAUCGUUCUCUUUGUGGUGCUUUUGAUCAGCAUUGCUUUGCUCUCCACCUAUUCCAUUCACCUGCUGCUGAAAUGUGCCGGAGUCGUGGGAAUUAGGGCUUAUGAACAGCUGGGACUCAGGGCAUUUGGCCAUGGGGGCAAAGUGGUUGCCGCUGUGAUAAUCUCAAUACACAACAUAGGAGCAAUGUCCAGUUACUUGUUCAUUGUUAAAUCUGAACUGCCACUGGUGAUCCAAACCUUCUUAGGGCUGACAGAGAAAAACGGCGAAUGGUACUUGAACGGGAAUAUUUUAAUCAUCGUUGUCAGCGUUUGUGUCAUCCUGCCCUUGGCAAUGAUGAAACAUUUGGGCUAUCUUGGUUAUACCAGUGGACUUUCGCUCACCUGUAUGGUUUUCUUUCUCAUCUCGGUAAUCUACAAGAAAUUCCAGAUCGCCUGCCCCCUCAAUAGCACCGUGGAUAACAACAGCACUGUGGAACCCGAAACCUGCAAUGUUGAGGUCUUCACUGUCAACUCCCAGACGGCUUACGCCAUCCCCAUCCUGGCAUUUGCCUUUGUUUGCCAUCCGGAGGUGCUUCCCAUUUACACCGAGCUACGCAGGGCCUCAAAGCGUCGGAUGCAGAAUGUAGCAAAUGUCUCCAUCCUGGCCAUGUUUUCCAUGUACCUGUUGACUGCUAUCUUUGGCUACCUCACCUUUUACGGGAGCGUUGAAGCAGAGAUGCUGCACACUUACAUCAGAGUUGACCCUAUGGACAAGCUCAUCCUCUGUGUGCGGCUGGCUGUGCUGCUGGCUGUGACACUCACGGUGCCUGUGGUCCUGUUCCCGAUCCGCAGGGCCAUCCACCAGUUGCUGUUCCACAAGAAGGACUUCAGCUGGCUGCGCCACGUCGCCAUUGCCUGCUGCCUCCUGGUCACCGUCAACCUUCUCGUCAUCUUCGUGCCAAACAUCAAGGACAUUUUUGGAGUCAUUGGAGCCACGUCAGCCCCCAGCCUCAUCUUCAUCCUUCCGAGCAUUUUCUACAUCCGUAUUGUCCCCAAUGAUAAAGAACCACUGCUGUCCAGAUCCAAAAUACAGGCUGCCUGUUUUGCUGCCCUUGGCUUCAUUUUCAUGGUGAUGAGCCUCAGCUUUAUCAUUGUAGACUGGGUAACGACAGGAAAGAGCAGCGGAGUGGGACAUUAACCCUCUCCUUCCCCCACAAGAGACACAGUGGUGGUUCUAACCAGGGAGGACCAUUCAGUGCCACAGGAACGGCAUCACCACCUCCUGUUUACCUCCACUCAUCCUGGAGAGGCACCUCCGAUCCCUGCCCAUCUCUAUGGGGAAGUAUCAGAAGGCACCCUUUGUUGCCAUGGCAAUGCAAAGUAACCUGGGUCAGCCCCGAGGCUUCUCCUCAGCCCUCUUUGGGCUCUAGGGCUGUGAAACAGCUUUUUCCAAAAAGAAAAAAAAGGGUACCUGUCAUCAUGGGACAAGCUCUACUCAUUUGUCGGAUUUGGUGCUAUGACAAUUGACCUUUUAUGUGCUUUCGGCUCCUAUGGUAGCAGCACAGUGCUCCUGGUCUUUUUUUCCCCUCCCUAGCAAUACGAUACCAUUGUGUGUCACAGCAAAACUGCGGAGUUUUGUUUGUUUGGGGUGGGGGUUUUUUUGGUCCAGGAUGACAGCACUGGCUCUCAAAAUGUUGGGGGGGGGGGCACUUGUUUUUUGCCGUUAUGGAAAUAAUCUCUGGUUAGUCCUCCCUCUUUUGUCAUUGUAGCAGGGAUACCUGGCUGUCUGGUUGGCAGUGUUUCCUGCCUCCCUUUACAUUGUUGUUAAAGCGUGGAAGCCGGGCCCUGCUUUUUCUGUUACCGUAGAGACAGAGCCCCAGCCUUCAUCCAUUUGUCUGUUCUGCAGCCUGCUGCAACUUAUGCCUGGGCUUGUAAAGCAGCCCCAAGGUGGAGGUGGCCAAACCAACACCGCCCCCUAGUGGACAAUCUUAAUUUAUUUGCUAGUAUUUAAUUUGGGCCUGGCAACCAGACCAAAGACUACAACAUAAGUAUCCUGGUGCCAACACAGUCGUUCCCCUGACACAGGUGACGUUUAGGGUGAUGAAAGAAGAGUGGGUGUGUGGGAAAACCAGAAAGCUGGACUCCUUUGCUCCCUUCACAGGAGUAUGGGGGCAGAAUGGGCUUCUUAUAGGUUACAACAGGAGGCUUCAAAACAAAGGUUCCAGGGUAGCGGGUAAGAAAUGUCUCUUUGUUUGGUUGUUCUGUCCUAGCACAGAGUGAUGCUAGAUUUCUUCUGGGGCCAUCCAGAAAAAGUUAAUUCUGCCUACACUACAGGGCCACUUGUUGAUUUCCCUUUAGUACAACUCCCUGCACCACAGCCAUCAACUGUACACCUUCUAGGAGGUUCUAUCUGAAUCAGAGCUUCCAUCACUUGCUCUCUGAGAGCUCUUGAGUUGAGGAGCUUGUUCAGGAAGCUUUCUAAACAACGCUGAGGUAGAGCAAACAUCAAAACGUUUGACUGAAGGGUAUUGCAAGCAAACUAAGGAGAGAUGUUUGUGCUAUAUGGGUACUCCCAUACUAGUCAUCUACUAUGGAGUAGCCACACUUGGUUCACUCAUGGUUCACAGGCCAUCUGCAUGAUGGUGUCAUCCAACAAGUGUAGUCCAGUGUUCUCCCUGUGCACCUUCUGGCUUUUUUUUAGCCUGUAGAAAAUCUGACUCUUUGGGGAGAAAGAAGAAGAUGGGUAGGGCAGCCUUCGCACUUGUAGAUUGCCUGGGCUCUAUUCUUCCAACUGCUUUAAGAGGCAUGGACCCUGUUCAGAAGAUGCCUUAAACCAUGGCUUUAACCACAGUAGUUAAGCCAGAAAGCCAGACUGUGUUCAGAAGACACCUUAAACCACGGCUUUAACCAUGGUGAAUAAAGCAAAAAGCCUUAUUCGCUGUGGUUAAAGCCAUGGUUUAAGGUGUCUUCUGAACAUGGCCUAGCUUUCUGGCUUAACCACCUUGGUUAAAAUCAUGGUUAAAGGUGUCUUCUGAAUGGGUCCAUGGUUUUGAUAUGUGCACAAUGAAGUAUCAGGGUUUACCUCUGAAGGCCAAAGACUGGGUCGCAAAAUGUCAGCAGUGCUCUUGGCUGUGGUCUGCUCUAGUUCCUUGAGUGUUUAUCUCUUGGCUCAGGCUAGAGGCCUCAUUUAGGCAAGGCGACAUCUCGUUCCUCAGACAAAAUCAUUAAAGGCAGCAAACCAUCAGUGUCAAUAUUUAUUAAAACCAUACAUUCACCGCCAUGUCGGAGGGAAAGGGAUGAUAUUUGGAUUUUCUAUCUCAAGCCACUUUUCUACCACUUUAUGGGUUGGAUGUUGAGCAGUGCCGGCUCCAGGCUUUGGAGGGCCCUUGGGCAAGAGGCUCUUAAUGGGGACCUUCCCUCAGUAAAGUCGGCCUUGUCACCGCCAUGUUCACCAGCUGCUCUUGCUCUUCCUCCCCUUUCUCAUCAUUGCUAGGGUGACCAUAUGAAAAGGAGGACAGGGCUCCUGUAUCUUUAACAGUUGUAUUGAAAAGGAAAUUUCAGUAGGUAUCAUUUGUAUAUAUGGGGAACCUGGUGAAAUUUCCUCUUCGUCACAACAGUUAAAAGCUGCAGUUGCCCUGCCCUCUUUUAAAUCUGGUCACUCUAGUAUAGCUCCUGCACCUUUAAUUGUGGUGAUGAAGAGGGAAUUUCACCAGGUUCUCCAUAUAUACAAAUGACACCUGCUGAAAUUCCCUUUUCUAUGCAACUGUUAAAGAUACAGGAGCCCUGUCCUCCUUUUCAUAUGGUCACCCUAGGCUUGCUUGGCAGCUAGAGAGCCAGUGAGCAAGUAGGCAGUGGCACCUCCUACUCUAUUUUUUCCACCCCCACUGUUGUCUAGGCCAGAGCAAGGGGCAGGUGAACAAGCAGGUUGCCGUGGGAAGCGGAGGAGCAAAUCUAGGGGGCUCUUAUCAAUAGACCUCCUACCAUAGUGUGGACCCUUGGCAGGUGCCUAACCAUACCUGCCUUUGAUGCUGGCCCUGGUGUUGAGGGACGAAGUGAAAAUGAAACAAUGGACAGGGAGCCAGGUUCCCAUCCCUCUCUAUUGAGAAGGUUCUUCUGCCAGUCUGACAAAGAAGAUUUUGCUAGGGAUUUCGCAGGCUUGCAACCUUCGCACCUGCAGUGCCUUUCCACCUCUACAGCUUUCGUCCUUUCCUCCCCUCCUACCACACCCGCAUGGCCUUUCCUUACACAGAGGUCAGAAACCAUUCCUGACUUCAUUGUAUGUCCCCGUAAUAUCAUCAUUACUAUCGCAUCAGCAUCACCUACAUUUCUCCAGAUGUUAAGCAUUCCUUUGAGCAGUGCCAUUGCCACUGUCAAAGUAAAGGGUGCUCAUGCCUUGUUGUUGCUUAGACCAGGGUAGGCAUUGUGCUCCAGAUGUUUUGGGCUACAAUGCUAACUCCCUGAUUACUGGCCAUGGUGGCUGGGACUCAUGGGAGUUGCAGUCCAAAACAUAUGGAGGGCACCAGGUUGCCUACCCUGACUUUAUGCAGAGUUGGAAGGGACCUCAAAGGACAUCUACUCUAAGCCCCUGCCAAUGCAGGAACUCCAGUGCUACAGCAUCCGUGAUAGGCAGCCAUGCAGCAGCUGCUGGAAAGCCUCUAAUGAAGGUGAGCCCUCCUUCCAAGGCAGCCCAUGCCACUGUUGAACAGCUUGUGCCAUCAAGAAGUUCUUCCUAAUACUUAGUUGAAAUCUUCCUAGUAAUUUCAACCCGUCGGUUUGGAUCCUAGCCUCUGGAACAACAGAAAUUAAUUUUGCUGUACCAUCUCUGUGACUGUCAUUCAACUAUUUGAAGAUGGGUACUCUAUGUCCCCCUGUAUACUACCGAGACAGUGGUCACCAUAUUCCACCAUAGGCUGCCAGGCUUCUUUGAAAACACUACAUAGUGGAAAGUCUCCUUUGAUCACCCUGCCUCAAUCGUUAAUAAUCAACCAUUGGUACGGCAUGCAUUACUUCUGCUUUAAGUUCAUUGAGCUAUAUUUCUUGUUUUGUCCAGCUCAUCUUUAAAAGCACUUAGGAGCUCAAUGUUUUUUCCCCCCCUUUUAACUUUUUUUUUUUUUUUUUUUGGCUAGGCAGAAAGGAAACUGAGAUUAUUGGUGGUUUACCUGAAUGAUCUGGGUUCAUUUUCAGUAGAGUUGCACAUUCUCCAACUGAUACCAUAACAUAAUGUGCAUCACAACUUUUCUCUACUUGUAUAGUCAGGAAAAUUUGGGUGGGGCUGGGGGAUGCAUUAGGAAUAUGUGAGCAUGACAUAUAUUGCCUGAUUUAUUACUUAUUCUUCUUCACCUGAUAGCACCAUCAGUGUACACUGAAAAUCAUAAGCAAAACCCAGAUCCCUGCCCCAAAGAGCUUACAGAUGCAAGCACCAGCUUAAAUCUGAGACUGCUAACCUCAAAGUUAGGGUUCCUAUGCCUUGCCAAGAGAGAUGUUGCAACAGCAGCUACUUGCAAGGUUUCAAUACUGUAGGAAUUUGAAGAGGUGUGCCUGCUGAAAUGUGUUCUAUCAAAGGUACAAGAGGCCCUAAUACUCAGAAGGUCACCAUCCUCAGAUUAAUAGUGCAAUCUUAGGCACGUCUACUUAGAUGUAAGCUCCAUUUGUUUCAAUGGGACUUACACCCAAGUAAGUGUGCAUAGAAUUACAGCCUAAAUUACUUUAUGGAGCAUUCAGUGCCCACAAUAACCCUCCUGAAAAGUGAGGGUCCCUGGGGGAUAUUCUUUGUAAGUAGAAAUCUAAUUGUCACAGGUCUUGCCAUAGGAAUUGCUCAUGGAGAAAUCUCAGUGGAUGUUUUCUUUGAGAUAGCCUUUGGUACAUGAGUGCGCUAGCUCAGGAUUCUGUUCUGAUCAUGCUUCCAAUUUGUGCUGGGGUUUUCUAUGUGCACAGGUUGCUUCUACCUACCUUAUUUGUAUGUAAUAUUGCAAGAUAACCUCCAUAUGUGGACCUGUUUGGCUGGUAGAAUACACAUUUCUUGCUUUAGUACCAGAUCUCCUAAUGUCAUGUUUACUAGUCUGUAUGCUGAGCUUUAAAGUGGAAGCUACAAAAAUGCUGACAUUGAAGUGGAAGUUUUCCAUCAAGGUGUCAUACUCCCCUGAAAUGGAUGGUAGUUCUGCUGCUUGCCCUCUAUCUCACUCUGAGGAGGACCAGCUUCUUCACACAACAUAACCUACCUGACUCCAUUGGACAAGUUGGAGGUAUGUCCCUCAUCUCUUCAAAACCAUGCCAUUGCUGCUUUUGAGUGUCAGCAUUAGCCAUGCUGCCUCCUCUGCCUUACUCAUGAACUGCUUCUGUCUUUCACCAUCCCUGGGCAUCUUUUUGAGUCCACUGUUGCAUCUUUUUGAGUCCACUGCUUGGCCAGAUGCAAAAGAGGACAGGGCUUUGUGUGCAAGAGGGGAUUUUUUUUUGUUCUGCACAACUAGUAAAGUUAGAGCUCUGUCCUCUUCUGCAUCUUACAUUUUGAAAUGGCCAGAGAAGACACUUAGCAUAUUGUAGUUACAUAGCAAAUACAACCUGACUUGCUCCUGGCCUAGUUAGGCUAUAACUGAAGAAGUACCUUGAAGCAUAGUUAGGGCUUCUAGCUGAGAACAUCCACCACUGAGCCAAUGGCCAGGAUGCAGGGUCCAUUUGUACAAUAGCCAUAUGAGACAAACUGGCCCCUCUCUCUUGUCUGGCCACUCAGGUCCACAUCUUUAUUUCUUUUCCCAAAAUAGUAUGCAUAUCUCAUUACAACACGUAUUUCCCAUACGACUCUUGAUUUUCUCCUGUCUUUUUCUCUAUUUCAUUCUCUGAAAACCUCAGGAUGAUAUUUCAUAUAGUGUCAAGAGCUCAGAUUCUGCUUUGGGGGAGGGGUGGGGUUCAGAUUUGAGGGAGGAGGGAACACAGCUUCAAAAUGUGAAAUUGAUGUAAGGACACAGUAUUUGUAUAAUUUUGGAAUUCAAUAAAGAUCUUCAUUAGAA